Saccharomyces eubayanus is the source of this 506-nucleotide messenger RNA. RefSeq names its product DNA damage-responsive protein 48 (gene DDR48). The transcript has a single exon. The annotation marks the transcript as partial. Lineage: Eukaryota; Fungi; Ascomycota; Saccharomycetes; Saccharomycetales; Saccharomycetaceae. The record is from RefSeq and is a predicted model, not a curated record.
AUGGGUUUAUUUGAUAAAGUGAGGCAAUUCACCAACAACGACAAUAACAACGACAACAAUAGUUCUGGCAACGAUGGUCAAAAUGAUUAUCUCUCCAAGGCUGAAAAUAUGAUCGGUCAAGAUAGACUCGACCGUUUAAAGUCUAAGGUCGGUGAGGAUAGAUUUGACAAGAUGGAAUCUAGAGUUCGUGAUAAGCUUUCCAAAACUUCUCUAAGUGACAACAGCGACAACAACAACUCUUCUAACGAUUCUAACAACAAGUCCUCCUACGGCUCUUCCAACAACGAUGAUUCUUAUGGUUCUUCUAACAACAACGAUGACACUUACGGCUCUUCCAACAACAACGAUGAUUCGUAUGGUUCAUCCAACAAGAACAAGUCCUCUUACGGCUCUUCCAACAACGAUGACACUUAUGGUUCUUCUAACAACAACGAUGACACUUACGGCUCUUCCACCAACAACGAUGAUUCGUAUGGAUCUUCUAACAAGAACAAGUCCUCUUACGG